AACCGAACCGCAUAAGAAAACCAUACUGAACUCGUAAAUAUACCGACGAAUAUGACACUGGUCACGUAUUAAAAUUAUUUCAAAAUUUAGACACUCUUCACAUUUACGGAUCUUAGAGGAGACUUCAGUUAACAACAAGAAUAUCAGAUAUGUACCAAGAAAAGCUCAUUUUACCGGCUCUGAGCUCAGCCAUAGACUGUGAUGUAGGUACUGGAGGUUCGUCAUCAGGCGCGCUUAAAUCUGGAGAUACAGUGAUAGACAAUAAGACUUGUAAAGAUGGUCACGUGAACAAGCAAAAGAAAAGGCGAAUGGAUGGAAAUAAAAGCGCUAACAGUUUGAACAGUGAAUUAAAUAUGGACAGCGACUUGAAAUCACCAGGUUUGUCUUAUAUAGCUCUUAUUUCUAUGGCUAUACAGUCUUCGGAUUCAAAGAAAAUGCUCUUGUCUGAGAUAUACCACUGGAUAUCUGAACAUUUUCCAUAUUAUCAAAUGAAGGACAAAAGUUGGCGUAACAGUAUCAGGCAUAAUUUAAGUUUGAACGAAUGUUUCGUGAAAAGCGGAAGGAGUGAAAAUGGAAAGGGAAACUACUGGUCGAUACAUCCGGCCAAUAUCGAAGACUUUUCAAAAGGCGAUUAUCGCCGUCGGAGGGCCCGGCGGCAGGUAAGAAAAUGUGACGAAGAUUUACAACGUUUGUGCUCAAACAGCCCUGAAGUUGUUAAACCACCAACGCCGACGUCUACUGAAAACAAUUGCCACGAUGGUUAUGUUCCAAUGAUUUCAACGAUCGUGCCGUCCAAUUUCCUGGCAGCAAUGGGAGUAGAACCAGCGAAAUCCUACGAAUAUUGGUACCCAAAUACUUGUCCUCAGCCUGAAGACUGCAAAAAAUCAGUGUACCAUCCGUCUAAUCUUGAUUAUAAAGACUCUGCUAAAGCAGAGACGACGUACUCCGGUACUAACGUACCAUAUUAUGGACGAUGUUUUAAUCGUGAUAACUAUAAUGUGACAUCUCCUGCGGAGUCCACAGUUAACGUCAACGUAAACGUAAAUGUAUGUGGUAAUACAGAGAGCAAUCGGCCAGAAUGCUAUCCGUAUUUAGAACGACAUUUCAGUUCUUUAUCAUCUCAAAAUUAUGGACAAUACUGGCAAGACUCAUACGAUCAGACUCCUUAUUACGGUUAAAAAACUACCAGUCGUUUGUAAAAUAUGAUAUUUAUACAUUCUAACAUGAUCUGGAUUGUUGAGAAACACGACUCGAUUUUUUCUGUCAGUUAAACAUAGAAAGGAAGUGAAGUGUUGUAUAUUCUGCGAUAAAGAACGGUUGACGCGCAGACCAGUGACAAAGUAUUACGGCGCAUGACGUCUAAAUCCUUACCACACGGAUGAAUGAAACGGAACUGUAGGAUAUCAGCCGAUAAACAGAGUAAAAGCAUUGAGUAUUUAGAGCAGACUUCAAUUACAAAUUUUUUUUUUCGAUUAUUUUCGAAAUUAAGUUCAUAGACAACGAAUCAAAUGUUGCAGACUUACCAAGAUCGUGCUCGUUUCUAUUGAAAUUACGGUCAGAGGAAGUUUUAAAUAUUUUGUUAAUCCAGAAUUUAAAUAUUCAUAAUGAUUUAUUUUUGUUUCCUUAUUUAAAUAAAGCUGUGAUUAUG
Molecule: messenger RNA, 1648 nt
Organism: Mercenaria mercenaria
Lineage: Eukaryota; Metazoa; Mollusca; Bivalvia; Venerida; Veneridae
Product: forkhead box protein D5-C-like
Exons: 2
Coding region: 150-1178 (342 amino acids)
Biological process (GO): cell differentiation; regulation of transcription by RNA polymerase II; anatomical structure morphogenesis
Molecular function (GO): RNA polymerase II cis-regulatory region sequence-specific DNA binding; DNA-binding transcription factor activity, RNA polymerase II-specific
Source: RefSeq, a predicted model, not a curated record